AACGCAAAACCACUUUUCCUUCACGCAUCGCAACGCAUCUACACUUCCCAAAACGCAGCAGCACUUCUUUCCUCCACUUCCCAAAUCGCAGAAGGACCAGGGAACAGAAGAGACCCUUCGUUUUCAGUCCGGAACUGGCGAGAUCAAUGGACGCCGCCGGGGAGGCCUCGUCGCCGUCGUCCCCGUCGAAGCUGCGGGACAAGCUGCGGACCACGGUGUGCUGUUGCUUCGGCGCGGGCGGCGGCCCGGAGAGGACGAGGUGGCGGCGGCGGGGCGCGGCCGCGGCCGCGGGCGAGUUCCGCUACGACGCGCUCAGCUACGCGCUCAACUUCGACGAGGGCGACGACGACGACGCGUACGCGGACCCCGCCGCGGUCUUCCGGUACAGGAACUUCAACGCGCGCCUCCCGUCCUCGCCGGCCGCCGCUGCCGCGGUUGGGACCCAGCGGCAACACACCACGGCCAUCGCCUAGAACGUAGAACGUGAUGGCUCUCCUGUAAUUUUUUUGGCCGACUUCUGUAAUUUUUUUGGGCCCCCUCCUUUAACUGUACGAUCUACUAAACGAGCGACAGAGUUCUUAAGCUCCUCUGUGCAGCGACGUACUCUAGCGCGUUUUAUGUAUAUAGUAUUAUUACUCUUGUCA
Messenger RNA from Zea mays, 644 nucleotides. RefSeq lists its product as uncharacterized. The coding region runs from base 147 to 473 and encodes 108 amino acids. The transcript has a single exon. NCBI's taxonomy places the organism in Eukaryota, Viridiplantae, Streptophyta, Magnoliopsida, Poales, Poaceae. The record is from RefSeq and is marked validated.